Messenger RNA from Radiomyces spectabilis, 921 nucleotides. Its product is annotated as lactate dehydrogenase B. Gene Ontology annotation, molecular function: L-lactate dehydrogenase (NAD+) activity. Gene Ontology annotation, cellular component: cytoplasm. The record is from RefSeq and is a predicted model, not a curated record. Lineage: Eukaryota; Fungi; Mucoromycota; Mucoromycetes; Mucorales; Radiomycetaceae. Bases 1 to 921 code for a protein of 306 amino acids. Gene Ontology annotation, biological process: carboxylic acid metabolic process. The transcript has 3 exons.
AUGGAUAUUGGGGCCCAUUCCAAGGUGGCAGUGAUUGGUACAGGUUCCGUUGGGUCAUCGAUAGCGUAUGCGUUGAUGUUGAAGAAUAUCGCCAACGAGGUGUUGCUGGUCGAUGCCAUUCCGGAGAGAGCUCGAGGACAGGAAAUGGAUCUCAGUGACUCUAAUGUGCUCAGUUCUACUCGUGUCCGUUACGCUACAAUUCAGGAGGCAGGCCAGGCUGAUGUGAUUAUCAUUACUGCCGGCGCCAAGCAGCGUGAAGGCGAGUCUCGCACAGAGCUUAUUGAUCGCAAUUACGAUAUUCUCGAAAACGUCAUUGGCGCUAUGCGCCCUAUCAAAAGAGAUGCUGUGAUGCUGAUCGUGGCCAAUCCGGUGGACGUUCUUACUUUUUUUGCACAAAAACUGUCAGGGUUGCCUCGUCGUCAAGUUUUUGGAUCUGGCACAUUUCUCGAUUCAUCACGUCUUAAAGUAUACCUGUCAGAGCGAUUAAAGGUCAACUUUAAGGCAAUUCAUGCCGCGGUCUUGGGCGAGCAUGGUGACUCUCAGUUCAUUGCAUGGGAAUCCGCAAAUGUAGCAGGCAAGCCUUUACUAUCCUUUCCCGAAAUGAAAGACAUCGAUAAGGAAAAAAUUCGUCGAAAGAUUGCCGGAAAGGCUAUGGACAUUAUCAAGCUUAAGGGAUCGACCUAUUACGGUAUUGCUGCAUGCACGGUGUCGCUCUGUGAAAGUAUCAUUCGAAACAAACACGAUGUUCGGCCGUUGUCUGUUUACGUGGAAAAACUGGGAGUAACCAUGUCCAUGCCGGCCAAGUUGGGCUGGCAUGGCAUCGAAGAAGUGUACGAUGUGCCUUUGAGUGAAUCUGAGCAAGAGCAGUUAUGGGCAAGCGCCAAGUCACUCAGAACCGUUUGUGAGAAGUACAACACUUAG